Messenger RNA from Salvelinus sp. IW2-2015, 1555 nucleotides. The record is from RefSeq and is a predicted model, not a curated record. NCBI's taxonomy places the organism in Eukaryota, Metazoa, Chordata, Actinopteri, Salmoniformes, Salmonidae.
AUAACACGGAGUACUGUAAGAUAGACCAUUGGCCUUUGGGGUUUUGUGUAGAUACUGUGCUUAUUUACAUACUUGUUCAUGUUUAUGCGAUUGCCGUAAGUGAAGAUGUCGGUAUCUACUACAUCAUGCGGAUCUAAAUGGCGUUUGCAAUGUGCUAUGCUUUUGCUUGCUAUCGUGCGGGCCUCUUUUGCGGACAUUCGAUAUUCUGUUCCAGAGGAGACAAAGACAAAACAUGUAAUCGGGAGCUUAAGUAGUGACCUUCGUUUGGAUGUUAAGCGACUGAGGGUUCGGAAGGCCCGAGUUGAUUACCAGGGAGAGAAACGGUACUGUGGAGUAGACUUGGACUCCGGAGAUCUCAUUGUUCUCGAGAGAAUCGACAGGGAGACGCUUUGUGAAACUACCUCACCCUGUAUCUUGCAUUUUGAGUUCAUCCUGGAAAAUCCUUUGGAGCUGCACAAUAUUGGGCUGGAAAUACAGGACAUAAAUGACAACCCACCUCUUUUCCCCAAGGAUUUAAUCAAACUGGAAAUAAGCGAAUCUGCAACAACAGGCAGUAGAUAUAAAAUAGCUUCUGCUCGAGAUUUAGAUGUAGGCAUUAACUCCGUUCAAAGCUAUGUGCUUGGUCAAAAUGGUUAUUUUGUUUUAGAUGCAAAAAUCAGCAAAGAAAGGUAUGUUGAAAUUGUAUUGCAAAAUAGUCUCGACCGAGAGAAGGACGGUGAACAUUCUCUAAUGRUAACGGCAAUUGACGGGGGGAAUCCACUUCGGUCUGGUAGUGUUACAAUAAAUAUUCUCGUAAUUGAUGUAAAUGAUAACGGUCCAAUAUUUUCGCAAGCUGUGUAUACGGUAACCGUUUUUGAAAAUUCACCACAAGGUACCUCCCUGCUCAAGGUAAGCGCAACUGAUAAAGAUGAAGGUGCUAAUGGUCACAUUACAUAUUACAUUAAUCAUGUGUCCGAAAACACAAAGCGUUUAUUCAAUAUUGACCAAAACAGUGGGGAGAUUACUGCAAUUGGCGAGCUUGACCACGAAAAGGCCUCUUCUUAUGAAGUGGAGAUACAGGCAGAGGAUGGCGGGGGGCAGGCCGGACACUGCAAAGUCCUCGUUGAAGUAUCUGACAUAAAUGACAAUGCACCCACAAUAACUGUGAAAUCAGUCACCAAUCCGAUUCCAGAGAACAUCCCAGCGGGCAUUGAAUAGCUGUUAUUAAUGUAAAGGAUCAGGACCAUGGAGAGAACAGCAGAGUGAAGUGCAACAUUGCGGAAAACCUACCUUUUAAACUCCAAUCCUCAAUUAAAAACUACUUUACCUUAAUAAGCAGCGCCCCUCUGGAUCGAGAGCAAAUCUCUGAAUAUGAUGUCACCAUAAUAGCAACCGAUGGAGGAACGCCGUCAUUGUCUUCYAGUGUUAUUUUGAGUUUCCACAUUUCUGAUAUAAAUGACCAACCCACCGUAGUUUGAGAACAAUCCUACAGCACCUAUGUGACUGAAAAUAACAAGCCGGGCUCCUCUAUGUGUUCUGUUACUGCCAGAGACCCAGACUGGAGACAGAACGGACA